Helicoverpa zea (corn earworm) is the source of this 797-nucleotide messenger RNA. It is a transcript of the gene eIF3k, whose product is annotated as eukaryotic translation initiation factor 3 subunit K. The record is from RefSeq and is a predicted model, not a curated record. Lineage: Eukaryota; Metazoa; Arthropoda; Insecta; Lepidoptera; Noctuidae. The coding region runs from base 113 to 757 and encodes 214 amino acids. The transcript has 4 exons. Gene Ontology annotation, cellular component: eukaryotic translation initiation factor 3 complex; cytoplasm. Gene Ontology annotation, molecular function: translation initiation factor activity; ribosome binding. Gene Ontology annotation, biological process: regulation of translational initiation.
GCUGUCAAACCGUCCUUAUUGUAAUUGCUUCUUGAUGCCACGCUUAUAGUGAUAUUUUCUGUAAGGCUUAUUUAUUUCGCCAAAGUUAAGUGAGAUCCCACAAGCCCGUAAAAUGGCGGAGACAAUGAAGCAAACCGUUGCAACCAUACUUAAAAGUAUCGAAAGGUACAAUCCAGCAAAUCUUCAGACUUUGGAGAGGUAUGUUGAAAUGCAGUCACGAGAGAAUACAUAUGACUUGGAAGCAAAUCUGGCAGUAUUAAAACUUUAUCAAUUUAACCCAGAGAAGUUUAAUGCUGACAUCACAUGCCAGAUUCUUUUGAAAGCUUUGACCAAUUUCCCACAUACUGAUUUUACUCUGUGUAAAUGCCUGCUUCUUGAGUCUGUGGUGGAAAAUGAGACAAUAUCCCAAAUCAAAUAUCUGGCUGAUAUUUUAGAGCAGUGUGAUUUUGCACAGUUUUGGAAUAGAGUUCACCAGAUGCCAGAACUUUGCAACCGUAUCAAUGGUUUCCAUGACUCCAUCAGGAAGUUUGUGUGCCAUGUAGUUGGCAUUACAUUCCAGACCAUUGAUAAGAACAAUCUGGCGAACCUACUUGGAGGCAUUGAUGAUGUGACUUUGAAACACUGGGUGAAAAAAUAUGGAUGGAGAGAUGAUGGAAACCUCAUUUUCAUUGCUAACCAAGAUGAAAAUAUUAAAACAAAGAACAUUACUGAGAAGAUUGAAUUUGACCAUCUUGCUCCACUGAUGGCUUUGUUGUAAAUCUUAUGCAACUUUGUAUUGAAUAAAUUUUAAAAUAGAA